AAUUAACUUGUUCGAAAAGUACUCUCCACUAAUGAAAAAGUGGACACUCAAAGAAGCGGACAAACAAAAUGGAGUUUCUCAUCAUCAUCGUAUUUCUCUUCUUGUUCCCUAUCUUCAUCUUCUUCAUCUUCCCAAGGCAAUCUUCGUCUGAAUUCGGUUUCAAGUCGUACCCGAUCGUCGGAAGCAUACCUGGAUUGGUGAAAAACCGUCACCGUUUCCUCGACUGGACGGUAGAGAUUCUGUCCCGAUGCCCAACCCAGACGGCGACUUUCCGGCGUCCAGGGAAGCAACAAUUCGUCAUGACGGCGAAUCCAGCGAACGUCGAGUUCAUGCUCAAGACGAAAUUCGAGAGUUUCCCUAAAGGCGAGCGGUUCAUCUCGAUCCUGGAGGAUUUUCUCGGCCGCGGUAUUUUCAACUCCGACGGCGUGAUGUGGUGGAAGCAGAGGAAGACGGCGAGCUACGAAUUCAGUACUAGGUCACUCCGUGACUUCGUUAUGACCAACGUCACCGUCGAAAUCAACACCAGGCUUGUUCCGGUGUUAGCAGGAGCCUCGACCGCCGGAAAAUUGAUAGACCUUCAAGAUAUACUUGAGCGGUUCACGUUCGAUAACAUCUGCCAAUUAGCCUUCAACGUCGAUUCCGCUUGCCUCGGCGAAGACGGAGCCACCGGUGUAGAGUUCAUGCGCGCCUUCGAUACGGCGGCGGCGAUCAUCGCGGGACGGUUUCAGUCCGCGAUCUCAUAUUCGUGGAAGAUUAAGAAGAAGCUCGACAUUGGAUCAGAGAGACUUCUGAGAGAAUCGAUCGUUACCGUCCAUAAGUUCGCCGACGACAUCGUACGUAACAGGGUUGGUCAAGAAAGAUCCGAGAACAAGAACGAGGAUUUGCUUUCUCGGUUUAUCAGCAUCGAGGAGAUGAACUCGCCGGAGUUACUCCGUGACAUUGUCAUAAGCUUCAUACUCGCGGGACGAGACACAACAUCCUCUGCUUUGAGCUGGUUCUUCUGGUUACUCUCUAUGCAUCCUGAGGUGGAAAACAAAAUCAUCCAAGAGCUGAAAUCGAUCCGAGCACGAACAGGGAAGCGAAUCGGGGAAGGUUACGGGUUCGAGGAUCUUAAACUGAUGAACUAUCUGCACGCGGCGACAACGGAAUCUCUGAGAUUGUAUCCGCCUGUGCCGGUGGACACAAUGAGUUGUGUUGAGGACAGUGUUUUGCCUGAUGGGACAUUUGUAGGAAAAGCUUGGGGAAUAAGCUAUAGUGCGUACGCUAUGGGGAGGAUGGAGAGUGUUUGGGGUGAGAACUGUGAAAAGUUUGAUCCAGAGAGGUGGAUUGAUGAAACGGAUGGUGGAUUCAGAGGUGAGAAUCCUUAUAAGUUUCCUGUGUUUCAUGCGGGACCAAGGAUGUGUAUAGGGAGAGAGAUGGCUUAUAUUCAGAUGAAAUCGAUAGUCGCUGCGGUGCUGGAGAGGUUUGUGGUUGAGGUUCCAGGGAAGAUGGAGCGUCCUGAGAUUCUCUUGUCUAUGACACUUAGGAUCAGAGGAGGGUUGUUUGCGAGGGUACACGAAAGAACCUGAGUAACUUGUUGGACAAGUUAACUUUGGCUCACUCUUCUCGUGACUGUAUAUAUUAUGUCUUUCGCUGCUAUAUCAUCCUCUCAUCUAAUAUAUUAGAAUAAUGGAUCAAGACUUGUGGGAAUCAAUAUCAAAUCUGAGUUUUCAACAUUUGCUUAACCGAAACAGAGGACCAUGCCACUUGGAGAGUCAGAUGUUCUCUAUGGGGAUCUAUGAUCACUUAUGACUACUUGUAAAGGGGAAUAAGAUAGCUUCGUUCAAAGCUUUUGGGAUCUAAAAAAGGUGUUCUUGGACUACAUACAAGCAUAGCAGAGGAUUUGGAGGGUAUUUUCGCAUUUUCUGUAAUGAGUUUAUGCAAUAGAAAGCUUGUGUGGACCGAAGAAGACUCUUUUAUUUUUCAAGUUGCCUUAUCCAAAUCACACCAAAACUGUAAACUUUCUCAACCUCUCAAAGAAAAAGAAAAAAAAUCUUGUUUUGUAUAAAAGAAAAGAGCAAAGCUUUUGUAUUCCGACAAUAAAAAUGGCGACCGCGUCUGUCAUACCGACAUCUAAAAUCUUCUCUAAAUGCCCAGUUUCGAUUAGAGCAAGAACUAGCGUAACUGUUGCAUCCUCGCAGCAACAACAACCAAGAAGGAGAGAGUUACUGCUGAAAUCGGCGGUGGCGAUUCCGGCGAUUCUGCAAUUGAAGGAAGCUCCGAUCUCGGAGGCGCGUGAGGUGGAAGUCGGUUCGUACUUACCACCUUCUCCGUCUGACCCUUCCUUCGUCCUCUUCAAAGCUAAACCUUCCGAUACUCCUGCUCUCCGCGCAGUUUUCUUUUGUUUAUCAUCAUCAUCAUCAUCAUGCCUGGUUGCAGGAAAUGUGCAGCCGUAUCAGUUUGUUCUACCGCCGAAUUGGAAACAGCUGCGAAUAGCCAACAUUUUGUCAGGUAAUUACUGCCAACCGAAAUGCGCAGAGCCAUGGAUCGAAGUCAAGUUUGAGAAUGAGAAGCAAGGCAAGGUUCAAGUUGUUGCAUCUCCUUUGAUCCGCUUAACCAACAAACCGAACGCAACCAUUGAAGAUCUCGGUGACCCCGAGAAAGUCAUUGCUUCUCUCGGUCCCUUUGUCACCGGAAACUCCUACGACUCUGAUGAACUUUUGAAGACUUCAGUCGAAAAGAUUGGAGAUCAAACGUACUAUAAGUACGUGUUGGAGACGCCGUUUGCGCUAACGGGAAGCCACAAUCUUGCGAAAGCGACAGCAAAGGGAAACACGGUGGUUCUGUUCGUUGUGAGUGCUACGGAUAAGCAAUGGCAGAGCUCACAGAAGACUCUUGAAGCCAUUCUUGAUUCUUUUCAGCUUUAAAGCUAAGUUCUUUGGUAUGACUCUGGACUAUAGAAUCUAAUGAGCAAACGGUUUGUGUGUAAUACAAUUUUAAUUCGGAUUCUUUUUUCAACUCUGUAAAUUCGAGUUGACUCGGAUUAACCUUCAUCCUCAUGUCUCUGCUCAAAUCGUUCAAACAUGAGAUAUUGAAUAGACAGACCUGUUGGUGUAAUUUUUUCAGCUUAUCAAAGAUCAAAAGAAUCAAGAUAU
This is a messenger RNA of Thlaspi arvense, 3134 nucleotides long. NCBI's taxonomy places the organism in Eukaryota, Viridiplantae, Streptophyta, Magnoliopsida, Brassicales, Brassicaceae. The record is from the annotation of a GenBank genome assembly.